Messenger RNA from Bradysia coprophila, 1028 nucleotides. RefSeq names its product peroxisomal biogenesis factor 11c (gene Pex11c). Lineage: Eukaryota; Metazoa; Arthropoda; Insecta; Diptera; Sciaridae. The record is from RefSeq and is a predicted model, not a curated record. Gene Ontology annotation, cellular component: peroxisomal membrane. Gene Ontology annotation, biological process: peroxisome fission.
AAGCGUAAGUCAAAAACAGCUGGACACUUGUGUGAACGUAUUUUAAUAGUGGUCGGUGUAGUGAACCGUCAAAUAUGAAAUUGUAAAUUAGUUUUGCAUCGAACGUGUCGUGAUUUACAUUGUUUAGUGUUUUUACCGAAAAACAGUAGACGGUCCUCGAUAUAUUGUUUUAAUGAUGGCCAAGUCAGACGCUUUAACCGAAAUAUGUGCCAUGCUAGAUACCUACGGAGGAAGAGACAAGGUGAUGAAGGCAUUAUGCUAUGCAGCAAAGCUAAUGUCCGGUUUAUACGUUAGCUCUAACGCCGACAAAUCGAAGAAAUUUGCAAUAUUUAGUUCAAAAAUAUCUGGAGCUCGUGCAACAUUAAGACUUAUAGAUGACAUUCCAAUGCUAAAGUAUACCUUAGAAUAUGGUUGGGGACAAAAGGAACCUGAUCGGGCUAUGUCUGUAUUGGGUGUCAUAGCUAAUUUCGUAGACCAUUUGUACUAUCCGAUUGAAAAAAUAUGUUGGCUCAUCGAGCACAAAUUACUAAACGUAACAAAUCCCACCAAAUGGGAUACAUUGAGCUCAGUUUUCUGGGUGUCAUCGAUUUAUUUGAACUUGAUGAGAACAAUGCGAAUGGUUGCAUUAAUCGAACAUCACAAGCAAUGUGUAAGCAGUCAGAAAAGUGAUUCCAGUGCUGCGAUGGAAAAAUUGAUAAACAAUCAGCGCAUGGAAGUCAUAUCAGUGAUAAGACUUAGCUUAGAUUUGAUCCAAGCUGGAAGCACAUUACCGAAAGGUUAUUUAUGGGGUGGUAAGCUGGAGACUUGGCAUGUCGGAUUAGUCGGUACCUUAUCAGCAUUCAUUGGGAUAUAUCAAUAUUUUGCGAAGAAGAAAAUGGCAAAGUAAAUUUUCAUCGCUCUACGAUCAAAAAGUGCCUUAAAAUACUGAGUAUUAAAAUUUCUUUCUUUUAUUUAUAAUUUUGGAUAUUUUGGUUGAUAUUUGAAUUGUUAUUAAGAAUUUAUUAUUAUAAAUCUAGUCAAUCGUUAAA